GUUCCGAUUCAAAUCCGCAUCUCUCUCUGUCUCUCUCUACACGCCCACACUCUCUCUCCUCCCAAACUCUCUGAGUAAAGAGGUCAAAUAUUUCCCAACCUUUCCCUCCCAUUUUUUCCCAGUUACUCUAUCUCUCCGCAAUUGUGAAGAAAUGGACGGCGGUGCUUCGUACAACCCGCGCACGGUGGAGGAGGUCUUCAGAGACUUCAAAGGGCGGAGGGCCGGCAUGAUUAAAGCUCUCACCACCGAGGUCGAAGACUUUUUUCAGCAGUGCGACCCUGAGAAGGAAAAUCUUUGCCUUUAUGGAUUCCCCAGUGAGCAGUGGGAAGUUAAUUUGCCUGCGGAGGAGGUUCCUCCAGAGCUUCCGGAGCCAGCACUUGGUAUCAACUUUGCGAGAGAUGGGAUGCAAGAAAAGGACUGGUUAUCCUUGGUUGCUGUCCACAGUGAUGCAUGGUUGCUUGCAGUGGCAUUUUAUUUCGGUGCGAGGUUUGGAUUUGAUAAGGCUGAUAGGAAACGCCUUUUUAAUAUGAUAAAUGAACUUCCAACAAUAUUCGAGGUUGUGACAGGGACAACCAAGAAACAAGUGAAGGAGAAGUCAUCAAAUUCAAAUCAUGGCAGCAACAGAUCUAAGUCAAACUCUAAGCGAGGUUCUGAGCCUCAACCCAGGUAUUCAAAGGCAUCGCAGUCAAAGGAUGCAGAGGAGAACGAGGAAGAAGGUUUGGAAGAUGAAGACGAGGAUGAGCACGGCGAGACACUGUGUGGGGCUUGUGGAGAAAACUACGCAUCUGAUGAAUUUUGGAUUUGCUGCGACAUCUGCGAGAAGUGGUUCCACGGUAAGUGUGUCAAGAUCACCCCAGCAAGAGCCGAGCAUAUCAAGCAGUACAAAUGCCCAUCUUGCAGCAACAAGAGAGCCAAACAUUGAUGGUUUUUCUGGGGAGGUGACUUGCGUAUUCUCGUGGUUGACUGCUAAUUGUCUAGGUCAGGUUUUCUCUCUGUCUCAAAGCUUGUAACUUUAGGAAAUUUUAUCUUGGAUCUUGACUUGUUGCGUAGUUUGCAAGUCUGCUGUCUAUUUCAAUUAAGUUAGGAUAUUUAUGUUCAGGUCGGAAACGAUUUCCCCCCUGUGAGUGUGGAACUCGUCAUUUCUCUGCGUGAAUGUAGCACAGUGUCUAUAAAAUUAAAGUCUCUAUUUCACAA
Molecule: messenger RNA, 1194 nt
Organism: Pyrus x bretschneideri (Chinese white pear)
Lineage: Eukaryota; Viridiplantae; Streptophyta; Magnoliopsida; Rosales; Rosaceae
Product: PHD finger protein ALFIN-LIKE 4
Exons: 5
Coding region: 152-922 (256 amino acids)
Biological process (GO): regulation of DNA-templated transcription
Cellular component (GO): nucleus
Molecular function (GO): transcription cis-regulatory region binding; transcription coregulator activity; histone binding
Source: RefSeq, a predicted model, not a curated record